Anarrhichthys ocellatus (wolf-eel) is the source of this 1911-nucleotide messenger RNA. RefSeq names its product forkhead box C1-A. Lineage: Eukaryota; Metazoa; Chordata; Actinopteri; Perciformes; Anarhichadidae. The coding region runs from base 415 to 1833 and encodes 472 amino acids. The record is from RefSeq and is a predicted model, not a curated record. Gene Ontology annotation, molecular function: RNA polymerase II cis-regulatory region sequence-specific DNA binding; DNA-binding transcription factor activity, RNA polymerase II-specific. The transcript has a single exon. Gene Ontology annotation, biological process: cell differentiation; regulation of transcription by RNA polymerase II; anatomical structure morphogenesis.
AUGGGCUGGGGAGUUACCGACACCUCCUCUCCUUCUAAAAGCCCCGAGUGUGACCAGGAGCUUCCUUGCUCUCCCUGCAACGGCCUCACUUGCCAUUGGACGACUCGCGCAGUCUUCUGGGAGGAGCUCCACUGGCAGGAAAGAAACUGCGCAAAAAGUCCUGUGUGGUGACGGAUGUGCAAAGUUCAGAACUUUUUCAAUUUGAGUUUCGUAGAGACACGGGGAUGGGGACGGCUUAAACGCGGCUGAGAUCCAGCACGUUGCAUUGAAGACUUUCCUCUCUUUUUUUUUUUCCUUUUUCAAGUGAGCAGCGCGGGACUGUGAUUUGAGCGCUUCAGCAUUCAGAGGAGGGAGAAGUGGAGCUUUCCGUCUGUGUAUUUUGGAGCUUUAUUUUCGCCGGAUCAAAGUGAAGACAUGCAGGCUCGCUACUCCGUCUCCAGUCCCAACUCCCUGGGUGUCGUGCCGUACAUCAGCAGCGACCCGAGCUACUACCGGGCCGCUGCCGGCGGGGGAUACACGGGGAUGCCAGCGCCUAUGAACAUGUACUCUCAUGCGGCCCACGACCAAUACCCUGCCAGCAUGGCCCGGGCGUAUGGACCGUACACCCCCCAGCCUCAGCCCAAGGAUAUGGUCAAACCCCCCUAUAGUUACAUCGCGCUCAUCACCAUGGCUAUUCAAAACUCGCCUGACAAGAAGGUGACCCUGAAUGGGAUUUACCAGUUUAUCAUGGAGAGGUUUCCAUUUUACAGAGACAACAAGCAGGGCUGGCAGAACAGCAUCAGGCACAAUCUGUCGCUGAACGAGUGCUUCGUCAAGGUGCCCCGUGAUGACAAAAAGCCCGGCAAGGGCAGCUACUGGACCCUGGACCCGGACUCGUACAACAUGUUUGAAAACGGGAGCUUCUUGAGACGGAGGCGACGGUUCAAAAAGAAGGACGUCAUGAAAGAUAAAGAAGAUCGGCUGCAGAAGGACGUGCCGCCGAGGCAGCAAGGCCGCGAGCAGGAGCAGCCGGUGCAGGGCUCCAACCCCGUGAGGAUCCAGGAUAUUAAGACUGAGAACGGGACUGUCACGCCGCCGCAGUCCGACUCGCCCUCUUUGAGCACCGUGCCCAAAAUCGAGAGUCCGGACAGCAGCAGCAUGUCCAGCGGGAGCCCUCACAGCAUCCCCUCCAAUAGGUCCAUCGGCAUGGACAGCUCCGACCACCACCAGCACCACGGCCAGGCCUCGACGCAGGGCUUCAGCGUAGACAACAUCAUGACCUCCCUCCGGGGGUCUCCACAAGGUGCCACUGAGCUCGCCCCCAGCCUCACCGCGUCCACCAGGACGGGUAUAGCACCGUCUUUGUCCUUAAACUAUUCUCCAAAUCAGACAUCCGUCUAUAGUUCACCGUGUAACCAAAACUCCAUGUCCACUACCUCCAACGCAACCUAUCAUUGUAACAUGCAGGCCAUGAGUUUGUACGCGGGGGACAGAUCUAGCCACUUGGCGCCGAGCACCACCGUGGACGAAACGUUGCCAGAUUACUCGGUCACUACCACCUCAUCUUCCAUGGCCCACGCUAAUCUGAACUCAGUGCAGGAGGGCCACCACCCCCACCAAGGGAGGCUGACCUCAUGGUACCUCAAUCAGGCCGGAGACCUGGGCCACUUGGGUGCAGCGUACCCAGCGCAGCAGCAGAACUUUCAUUCAGUCCGAGAGAUGUUUGAAUCCCAAAGAAUUGGCUUGAAUAAUUCACCUGUGAAUGGGAAUAACAGCUGUCAGAUGUCGUUCCCACCGAGCCAACCCAUCUAUCGCACUUCUGGAGCUUUCGUAUAUGACUGCAGCAAGUUCUGACCCCCCCAAAAAUAGGCUCGAAUUUUUCCUCACGGUGUGUGAUCUCUUCUAGUAAAAUCCAACGUGCCCCCCCCCCCC